UCUGUUUACAUUUUGGUACAUUUGCAUUCAUUACAGUAUGGCACUAGUGUUGCUUCCUAUCAGUGUCGAAACUAUCACGAUAAUCAUUUGUUGAUAUAUUUUAAUCAAUUUUUGAUCUAAGUGCAUUUGUACUGUUUUACCAACUUAAAUCUACGGUCGUUUAUGUUAAAGCUGUGUAUACAAGGUAUAAUCCCGAGCAUCAUAUAGUCCCCACCAGUGGAUAAUAAAAAAAGGAUGGAAGCCGAACUCCUGCAAGAGCAAAUGCUACUGAACUGCCUGCGCCAGCAGCUAGACGAGUUCCACAUGCUGUCCUCGAUAUUCUGCAACCCGGGCGAACUGCACGUGGACGACUACAGCUUCGUGGACAACAUCAACGCAUACAUCGAAGGCGAAACGAAGAGACUGAACGCUAAGCUGGACUACCAACUCAACCUACCACUGCUGAGUGCGGAAAAGGUACAAAUUCGCAUCGAGCUACCUCAUCUCUAUCCGGGCAUAGAAAUUCCACUUUUUGUGGUUCGCUCGGCUUGUUUUCCCCGGGACCAGGAGCGUCUGAUUACGGAAAGAAUCGAACGCUACAUCGACCGAGAAGUGGUGGACAAGAGCGAACCCUAUGUGUUCCAGAUCGUGUCCUGGAUUCGGGACAACUUUGGGGAUUUGACCAAAUUCGAGGACGCCAUCAAGCCUCAGGAUCAGCCACCGAACAGUGUGACCCAAGGCACGAAAAGCGACACUUUUGAAAGGUUAUGGAUUUACUCCCAUCAUCUGAAAAGUAAAACCAAACGGCAGACCAUACUGAAAACAGCGCGGGACUUGGAUCUGUCGGGGUUUUCGAGGCCUGGCAAACCGGCGGUCAUAUGCGUCGAGGGUCGUCAGUCGGAUACGCAAGAGUUUUGGCGUACGAUUAGACCUAUGAAGUGGCAGAAGAUUCAAAUCAAACUGGCCGAAGUGGAGCCACUGGAAUUAGGCGGCGGCGAAGCGGUGGAUGGGAGAAGACGUUUUCAAGGUUUCCGCGAGGAGCUGUUCACUGAAGUGAACGACGAGAACGACGAGGAAGUGCCUAUGAGUAUGAGUUUAUUUAUGAAAUUUUUGGAUAAGCACGACAGUGGGUACAUUAGGAAGGACAUUUUUGGGUUCGAUCAAACAGAGAAUGUAGUGUAAAUGUUGUGUGUAUUAUGCCGGAAAAUUUUUCGGGUGCAAUGUCGUUGAUAUGUAUUUUUAAUAUAUUUAAUAAAGAAUUCAGUUACCUUCAGCCGUUUCAGCGUAAA
This is a messenger RNA of Aedes aegypti (yellow fever mosquito), 1268 nucleotides long. RefSeq names its product RWD domain-containing protein 2A. NCBI's taxonomy places the organism in Eukaryota, Metazoa, Arthropoda, Insecta, Diptera, Culicidae. Gene Ontology annotation, molecular function: protein binding. The record is from RefSeq and is a predicted model, not a curated record. The coding region runs from base 235 to 1161 and encodes 308 amino acids. The transcript is spliced from 2 exons.